AUGAAUGCAGAUCAGUUCAAUCAAUUCCUUACUAUAUUUCAAGAACAACAGAGACAACAGCAAGAAAACCAGAACAAGUUUAUUAAAGAAGUACUAGAAACUGUCUUAAAACAGAAUGAUCAACAGACUGAGAUACCUCGGGUCAACUACUCAAAUGUGGCUCCUUUUGAAAACUAUGAUCCAAAGAAAGAAAAAUUUACAUGUUACCUAGAACGUUUUGAAAACUAUUACACCAUGAAAGGCCUAACAGACUCAACUAAGAUUGGACAGCUACUGUGCAUCUCUAUCGGCAGUGAUCAUUAUAACAAUCUUAAUUCUUUUCUAGACCCCGAGAAACAAUUGAAAAGUCUCAACUAUGAUGAGCUUAUCACAGCAUUCAAGCAGUUAUUGAUUCCUAAGAAGAACGUUGUAGUAUCUCAACACUAUUUUCUAAAUGUAUUUCAAAAAGAACACCAAUCAAUAACAGAAUUCGUGGCUUCCCUACAACAUGAUAUUGCUGAGUGUGAAUUUUCUGUCAAGUGUUCAUGUGACCAGACAGUUUCAAUUGCCGAAGUUUUCCUGAGAGCCCAGUUUAUUCGAGGUUUGCGAGAUGACUGGCUACGAGAACAAAUUCUACGGUCAACUGAAACUACUUUUGAAGGAAUCCUUACCAGAGCAAUCGCCCUCGAAGCAUCAAAAAUUGAAUCCAGGGAACUGUCUAAACGUUCACAUUCAAGUAGGCCUAAUGCAAAUUUCAAUAUAUGUGACGAUGUGAAUAAAGUUUCACAUAAAGCCAAGAAAUCUCAAUUCCAAACCAGUAAUCGACCUUCCAGACAGCAACAGGGUCACUCCUCACGCUCUCGAACACGUCCAGAUCUGAAAUCUCUUGGAAUUGGUAAUCUUUGCUUCAGGUAUGGAAAAGACAAUCACCAAGCAUCCGAAUGCCGCACCGACAAAUCCAAGCUCAAGUGCAACAAAUGUAACAAGCAAGGACACAUAUCUAAAGUGUGCAUUUCGACCCUUAUCGCAGAACAGAAGAAAAUCAAUUCUCCCAGUGCAGCCAACUACAUCCAGUGCUGUUCUCCUACAGAGUCUACAUUAAAAUUUUCUGAUUACGGACUAAAUAAAGUAACUAAUGUCAAUUCAAGCCCGAAGUUACUAGAUCUGUUUGAAGUAAAUAACAAUUCAGACAAAUACAUGAUCACAGUUCAUCUCAAUGGACGACGCCACCCGUCCCAGUCAGGUAAUAUUAUCAAACCUGAAGGGAAAGUGAAAAUAAAUGUUACUUACUGUGGACGUUGCAUCAAAGAGGAACUCCACAUUGUUCCAACAGGGCACGAAGCACUCUUGGGACGUCAAUGGAUAAGAGCCCUAGGAAUCGAACUGAACGAAUUGAAUGAAGACACAAAUCAAAGCACUCGAAUUUCCCAAAUCAAAAGAAUCCAGUCUCCUGAAGAAAUCUUUGAGUCUUUUUCCAACAUUUUUGAAGAGAAAAUUGGAUGCGUUCCAGACUUCAAAGUGUCAUUACAGCUUCGAAAUGGUGCAAAACCUAUUUUUGUUAAGGAACGAAAUGUCCCACAUGCUUUAACCGACCGAGUGAACAAGGAAUUGGACACACUGGAAAAUGAAGGGAUCAUUUCACCUGUAGAGGCCAGCGAUUGGGGAUCGCCACUGGUUGUCAUUCCUAAACCAGACGGUGGUGUCCGCCUCUGCGUCGAUUACAAAUGCGGUGUCAACGAGCGUCUAAUUCAAGCAAAUCAUCCUAUAAGGCGUAUUGAUGAUGUUAUUGACAGUUUGCGCAAUUCAAAAUACUUUUGCAAACUUGACCUCUACAAAGCCUAUUUACAUCUCCAGGUGUAUGAAGAAUCUAGCAUGAUACAGACAAUGACGACUCACAGAGGUACUUAUAGAAAACAAAUGCUCAUUUUUUCAAGAAAAAUUGAGUAUUUAGGACGAGUCGUAGAGUUCAACAAAGUUAGUAAAUCUCCAACAAAAAUUCAAGCAGUCCAACAGAUGCCUCGCCCGUCCAAUACUGAAGAGGUCAAACGUCUACUCGGACUUGUGUCGUACUACUCACGUUUCAUCCCUGAUGCUUCAACUAUCACAUAUCCUCUGCGACGUCUGUUACAGAAAAAUAUGAAAUGGGAAUGGAAUUCAUCCUGUGAAGCAGCAUUUUUACAAAUCAAAUCAGAGCUCUGCAGUGAUCGAGUUCUCGUACCUUUCGAUCCGGCUCUCCCUCUAGUACUAACUACAGACGCCAGCCCUGCAGGACUUGCAGCCGUGCUUAGUCAUGUCACAGAAGGAGAAGAAAAGCCCAUUGCAUGCUUCACGUUCUCUUACAGUUUCUGA
Macrosteles quadrilineatus (aster leafhopper) is the source of this 2328-nucleotide messenger RNA. RefSeq lists its product as uncharacterized. Bases 1 to 2328 code for a protein of 775 amino acids. NCBI's taxonomy places the organism in Eukaryota, Metazoa, Arthropoda, Insecta, Hemiptera, Cicadellidae. Gene Ontology annotation, molecular function: nucleic acid binding; zinc ion binding. The record is from RefSeq and is a predicted model, not a curated record. The transcript has 3 exons.